Molecule: messenger RNA, 1444 nt
Organism: Trichosurus vulpecula (common brushtail)
Lineage: Eukaryota; Metazoa; Chordata; Mammalia; Diprotodontia; Phalangeridae
Product: olfactory receptor 4F3/4F16/4F29-like
Exons: 1
Coding region: 1-939 (312 amino acids)
Biological process (GO): G protein-coupled receptor signaling pathway
Cellular component (GO): membrane
Molecular function (GO): G protein-coupled receptor activity; olfactory receptor activity
Source: RefSeq, a predicted model, not a curated record
AUGAGCAGAACCAAUCACACUGUGGUAUCUGAGUUUGUGUUCCUGGGACUCUCCAAUUCUUGGUAUAUCCAGCUUUUCCUCUUUGUUCUGUCCUCUAUAUUCUAUGUGGCGAGCAUGCUGGGAAACUCCCUCAUUGUGCUCACAGUGAUUUCUGACCCUCACUUACACUCCCCCAUGUACUUCUUGCUGGCCAAUCUUUCCUUCAUUGACUUGGGAGUUUCCUCAGCGACUACCCCCAAGAUGAUAUGUGACCUCUUCAAAAAGAGCAAAGUCAUUUCAUUCUCUGGCUGCAUCACCCAGAUGUUCUUUAUUCACUUGAUUGGUGGUGUUGAAAUGGUGCUACUUAUAGUCAUGGCCUUUGACAGAUAUGUAGCUAUAUGUAAACCUCUCCAUUAUCUGACUAUUAUGAGUCCAAGAAUGUGCACUGUGUUUCUGGUGGCUGCUUGGACUAUUGGUUUCAUCCACUCAGUGAUUCAACUGGCUUUUGUUGUUAAUCUGCCAUUUUGCGGCCCUAAUGAAUUGGACAGCUUUUAUUGUGACCUUCCUCGGUUCAUCAAACUUGCCUGCACAAACACAUAUAGACUGGAAUUCAUGGUCACUGCCAACAGUGGCUUCAUUUCAUUGGGCUCUUUCUUCAUCUUGGUGAUCUCCUACAUUUUCAUCCUGGUCACUGUUCAGAAGCAUUCUUCAGGUGGUUCUUCUAAGGCUCUCUCCACUCUGUCAGCUCAUAUCACUGUUGUGGUUUUGUUUUUUGGUCCUUUGAUCUUUAUUUAUACAUGGCCACACCCCACAUCACGCUUGGAUAAAUUUCUUGCCAUUUUUGAUGCAGUUAUCACUCCUUUUAUGAAUCCAGUCAUCUAUACAUUCAGGAACAAAGAGAUGAAGGUGGCAAUGAGGAAAUUGUGUAGCCAGAUUGGGAGUUUUAGGAAAAUCUCUUAAAUGACUUUAUAACAUGAACUUUUCUCAUUAGAAGAACCAAAAAGUCUUAUUGAAGAGCUUGUUUGUAGAAGGAGAUCAUGGGCUAAUAUUUGACAGGUGGAGUUUGAGGUCCUAGAGACUUCCAAGUGGUAAUAUUCAGUGGUCGGUUGGGAAUAUAGGCAUGGAGUUGGGAGAAAUACUGACACUGGAGGUGUAAAUUUAGAAGGUGUCUAAAUAUAGAUCAUAGUAAAAACCCUGGAGGUGGAUGAGAUUGACAAGAGCAAAGACAGUACAGUGAAGAGGGACAAAAAGUUAAUGCUAGAAACAGACAAAAAGACAGGGAGGGAAGAGAAUGUUUUCUGGUGAAGACAAUUUCAAGAAAGUGCUGUUGGUUAUCAGUUUCAAGUACUUCAAGAUGAGGAGAGAGUUAGGGAUAAUUGUUAACCCCUUCUUACCAGCUUCAGGACAUUAUCCUUUCUUGUUCCAGAAUUAUUCAUUCUGGGAAAUCGCUAUUUGUCCAAAAAAA